Molecule: messenger RNA, 1611 nt
Organism: Melitaea cinxia (Glanville fritillary)
Lineage: Eukaryota; Metazoa; Arthropoda; Insecta; Lepidoptera; Nymphalidae
Product: UDP-glucosyltransferase 2-like
Exons: 9
Coding region: 1-1551 (516 amino acids)
Molecular function (GO): UDP-glycosyltransferase activity
Source: RefSeq, a predicted model, not a curated record
AUGAAUCUUCCGGUACUCCCAUGGGUUCUCCUAACAAUUGUGGGCACAACCUCGAGCUACCACAUCCUGUGCCUUCACCACAUACCGUCUAUGAGUCACCACAAUUUGGGCAAAGGGAUUGUCAGAGCUUUAUUAAAGGCUGGUCAUGAGGUAACGUGGGUAACUCCGUAUCCUGAUAAAGUUUUUAAUAACUCCAAUUUAACGAUUAUAGACAUCAGUAUUGUCGCCGAAGUGGUUGGUCCGUUGGACGAAAGAGUGAGACAUGCCAUGAGUAUUUCCAUGUUGAAGGAGAUCACUGCGACUAUAUCGCAUACCACUCUCCACGUCAAGGAGUUCAGGGAAGCUCUGAUCAAGAACCAGUACGACGCCGUGGUGUCUGAGUGGUUCCUGUCGGAUGUGGAGGCAGGUUACGCUACAAUACAGCAAGUCCCAUGGAUCCUCAUAAGCACCAUAGUGAUGCAUCCCCACCUAGAGUACUUGGUGGACACCGUGCGGACAGUCCCCACCCACCCCAUGAUAAUGUUCGACUUUCCCAUCCCCAUGAACUUUCAGCAGAGGCUCAUAAACGGAGCGGUGCACAUACUAAUGACUUUGGGUAAUUGGUGGUAUAGCUACUCUGAGGCGGCUCUCUACGAAGCGUCAUUCGCUCCUCUAGCGAAGGCCCGGGGUGUCACACUACCCCCGUACAGUUCAGCUCUGUUCAAUGUCUCCAUACUCUUUGUCAAUUCUCAUCCCUCCUUCGCCGCUGUGCAAAGCUUACCGCCCAAUGUUAUUGAAAUAGGAGGGUACCACAUUGAUGAAGAAACUCCGGCUUUGCCUAAGGAUCUUCAACAAAUCUUAGAUGCAUCACCCCAAGGUGCAAUCUUCUUUAGCAUGGGAUCGAUAUUUAGGUCCUCGACUUUACCAGAAUCGACGAAACGAGACCUGAUCAAGAUGCUAGGCGACCUGCCUUACACCGUGCUCUGGAAGUUUGAAGAACAAAUUGAGAACCUUCCCAAAAACAUCCACAUCAGGAAGUGGAUACCUCAACCUAGCGUAUUAGCUCACCCAAACACUAAAGUGUUUAUAUCUCACGCUGGUCUACUAAGUACGCUUGAAGCGUUGCACUACGGAGUACCGAUGCUGGCCAUCCCUGUAUUUGGGGACCAGCCGAAGAACGCCGACAGCGCCUCGAAACAAGGCAGAGCGAUCAAGGUCGAGUUCGAUCCAGACAUGGUACCGGCUGUUGAAGCUGGUCUUAACGAACUGCUAAAUAAUUCUAGCUACUACAACAGAACUCAGUAUCUAUCGAAGCUGUUCCGCAAUCGACCAGUAUCGCCUUCGAAGUUGAUAUCACACUACGUCGAACUAGCGAUUGAGACAAAGGGCGCCUACCACAUACGGUCACCGGCGUUGCUCUACCAGUGGUACCAACUAAUGAUGUUGGAUCAGUUAUUAGUAUUAUUAGUAGUUUUAUAUAUUUUAUAUCUAAUCAUAAAGUUAUUAUUUAACUUUUUGAAAUGUAUAUUCAAGCGUUUGUUUUAUAAGAAUGUUAAAGUGAAGAAGAAUUAGACUUUGUAUGUAAUUAAGUAUUUUUUUUUUUAUAAAAUAAUAAAAAAGUUUUUAUUCAAA